UGAGUCGUGAGGGAUUGAGCGACACUAGCUCUCCUCACUCCCAACUCUCAAUUAUUCAGCCUUACCAGAUCCUCAACCCAGCGAUUACGAGCCUUUUCUGUCAUGCACUGUCACAUGCUGGUGCCGAGGGACCAUUAAUCACCAUGAAAGCCACUUUCGUUCAUGCAUUGAAUAGGCCUUUGGCAGUUUAUGAUGUGACAGUGAGGUUGUAAGGUGGCACCAUGGCUGCGAUGAUACCACCAGUAAAACUAAAAUGGUUGGAGCACCUCAACAGCUCCUGGAUCGCUGAGGACAGCGAGUCCAUCUCCACCCGUGAAGGCGUCGCUCUGCUGUAUGGCAAGCUGCUGGCCAAUAAGGAGGUGGUUCUUCUCCCUCAGCAGGUGCUAUGUCUGAAGGGCCCUCAGCUGCCGGACUUUGAGCGAGAGUGUCUGUCCAGCUACGAACAGGAGCAUUAUCUUGAUGCGCUGCUGGCCAGUCAGCUUGCUCUGGCCAAGACGGUGUGCUCAGAUUCGCCCUUCGCCACUGCCCUACGCAAACGUCUGCUAGUGCUGCAGCGGGUUUUUUAUGCACUCUCCAACAAAUACCAUGACAAGGGCAAGGUCAAACAGCAGCAGCACUCGACCGAAAACACUCUGAGUUCUGCGGACUUGCAAGCAGUUAGCGAGCGGCCUCGCUCUAGUACAGACGCCCUCAUUGAGAUGGGCGUGCGAACGGGUCUUAGUUUGCUCUUUGCUUUGCUCAGGCAGAGCUGGACGCUUCCUCCAGCCGGUCCAGGGAUCAACCUCUGCAACGAUGUCAUCACCACAGCCAUCGAAGUGGUGGGCUCCCUUCCGCCGCUCUCCUUGGCCAAUGAAAGCAAGAUUCCACCAAUGGGUUUGGACUGCCUGGCCCAGGUCACCACGUUCCUGAAAGGAGUCACCAUGUGCAACUCGGGGGCCGAUGUGGUGGGGAGGAGGCUGGCGUGUGAGCUGCUGCUGGGAUUGGCAGCGCAACGAGGGUCCCUGCGCUACCUGCUGGAGUGGGUUGAGAUGGCCCUGGCUGCAUCGGCCGGUGUUAGCAACCUGGAGCAGAGCCAGGAGGGGCUGAUGGGAUAUGACUGCUUCAUGAACAUUCUGAUGCAGAUGAGGCGUUCACUGGGUUCGUCUGCUGAUCGUAGCCAAUGGAGAGAGCCGACCCGCACACCUGAUGGUCUCUGUUCCCUAUACGAGGCUGCACUUUGUCUGUUUGAGGAGGUGUGUCGCAUGGCUUCAGACUACUCAAGAACUUGUGCGAGUCCAGACAGUAUCCAGGCGGGUGAGGCAGCCAUGGUAUCUGAGACCUGUGAGGUCUAUGUGUGGGGCAGCAACAGCAGCCACCAGCUUGUAGAGGGCACUCAAGAGAAAAUCCUCCAGCCCAAACUCACUCCCAGCUUCAGUGAUGCACAAACGAUUGAAGCUGGCCAGUACUGCACAUUUGUCAUCUCCUCUGAUGGUUCAGUCCGAGCGUGUGGGAAGGGCAGCUAUGGGCGCCUGGGACUGGGUGACUCAAACAACCAGUCCACUCUUAAGAAGCUGACCUUUGAACCUCACCGUGCCAUUAAGAAAGUUUCAUCAUCCAAAGGCUCAGACGGCCACACAUUAGCCUUCACUAGCGAGGGAGAGGUGUUCAGCUGGGGUGAUGGAGACUAUGGCAAACUGGGUCAUGGCAACAGCUCUACCCAGAAAUACCCCAAACUAAUACAGGGCCCUCUACAAGGAAAGGUGGUGGUUUGUGUUUCAGCAGGGUAUAGACACAGCGCUGCAGUCAGUGAGGAUGGAGAGCUCUACACCUGGGGAGAGGGUGACUUUGGUAGAUUAGGUCAUGGCGACAGUAACAGUAGGAACAUUCCCACGCUAGUGAAAGACAUCAGUAAUGUGGGUGAGGUGUCCUGUGGAAGCUCCCACACCAUUGCGCUGUCUAAAGAUGGACGUACGGUCUGGUCCUUUGGAGGUGGAGACAAUGGGAAACUGGGUCAUGGUGAUACCAAUCGUGUGUAUAAACCCAAAGUGGUGGAGGCGCUCCAGGGAAUGUUCAUACGCAAAGUUUGUGCUGGCAGCCAGUCAUCUCUUGCCCUCACCUCUACUGGUCAGGUUUACGCUUGGGGCUGUGGUGCUUGUCUUGGCUGUGGUUCAUCGGAGGCCACUGCGCUAAGGCCAAAACUGAUUGAGGAACUUGCCACAACCAGAGUGGUAGACAUCUCCAUAGGAGACAGCCACUGCCUUGCUUUAUCACAUGACAAUGAAGUGUAUGCCUGGGGGAAUAACUCCAUGGGUCAGUGCGGUCAAGGGAAUUCCACUGGCCCAAUCACCAAACCCAAGAAGGUGAUUGGUUUAGAUGGAGUGGCCAUUCAGCAGAUCUCUGCUGGCACCUCCCACAGCCUGGCAUGGACUGCCCUCCCAAGAGACAGGCAGGUGGUGGCCUGGCAUAGGCCAUACUGUGUGGACCUAGAAGAAAGCACUUUCUCUCACCUGCGCUCAUUUCUGGAACGAUACUGUGACGGUAUCAACAACGAGAUCCCACCGCUGCCUUUCCCAUCUUCCAAGGAGCAUCAUAACUUCUUGAAACUAUGUCUACGGCUCUUGUCCAAUCACCUGGCUCUAGCGCUGGCGGGUGGCUUGGCCACCAGCAUCUUGGGACGGCAAGCGCGGCCACUUCGCAAUCUACUUUUCAGACUGAUGGAUGCGUCAGUACCGGAUGAAAUCCAGGAGGCUGUCAUUGAGACUCUGUCCGUGGGAGCGACGAUGCUGCUGCCUCCUCUGAGAGAGAGAAUGGAGCUACUGCACUCGCUCCUUCCUCAAGGACCAGACCGCUGGGAGAGCCUCUCUAAAGGACAGAGGAUGCAGCUGGACAUAAUCCUCACUAGUCUGCAGGAUCACACCCAUGUGGCAUCUCUGCUGGGGUACAGCUGUCCUCCAGAUUCCUCUGAACCUCCCACUCUACCCUCCGACUCGACGCAUGUGCCUGGCACUCAUUCUGAUACACAUCCUGACACACACUUGGCAGAGAUCCUCAUGAAAACUCUACUCAGGAACCUGGGCUUUUAUACGGACCAAGCUUUUGGAGAACUGGAGAAGAACAGUGAUAAGAUCUUGCAGGGAACAUCUUCGUCUGAUAGCAGCCAACCAGCUCACCUCCAUGAACUGCUCUGCUCUUUACAGAAGCAGCUACUGGCCUAUUGCCAUAUCAGCUGUGUUACAGAGGGCUCCAGUAGUGUGGCCCUCUUCCACAAACACCUGCAGUUAUUAUUGCCUCAUGCCACAGAUAUCUAUAAUCGCUCCGCAACUCUUCUGAGAGAAAGCUCUGGAAAUGGCAGCGUGCGUGAGAAGCUACGAGAUGUGAUCUACAUGUCUGCAGCGGGCAGUAUGCUGUGUCAGAUUGUGACGUCCUUGCUGUUGUUGCCUGUUUGGGUGGCACGGCCAUUGCUCAGUUACCUCUUAGACCUGCUUCCCCCUCUGGACCGUCUCAACAGACUUCUGCCUGCCGCCACACCUCUGGAGGAACAGGAGCUGCAGUGGCCACUACAUGGCACUCCAGAUCUGGUUGAUCCAGUAUGUGUGUCAGGACCGGCACAGUGCUGGGUGUGGUUGGUGGAUCUGGAGCGUACUGUAGCGCUGCUGGUGGGACGUUGUCUCGGAGGAAUGCUGCAGGGAGCCCCGCCCUCACCAGAGGAACAGCACACUACCCAUUGGCUCAAAACACCGCUUUUUAGUAACGGCUUGCAGACUGAUAUACCCCAGCUUGAUGUGUGUAUUAGCUCUCUGCUGGAGAUGGCUCUGUGUGGAAAUGAGGAGCAAAGACCAUUUGACUGUCAGUUGCGUGCUGACAUGAGUGUGCUGGUUGAUUUGUCCCUUGGAUCAACUAAAGAGCCCACAAACAGCUUGUGGACAAACAUGCAGGACUAUGCCAUCAGCAAGGAUUGGGACAGUGCAUCAUUGCCGAAUGAGGCUCUGUUAGACACAGUGUCCCGCUUUGUGCUUGCUGUCCUGCUGAAACACACAGGGCUGCUGGGACAGGCGUGUGGAGAGGGGAGAUACCAGCCAUGUAAACUCUUGGCAGAGGUGUAUCGCAGUGUGUAUAAGGUGCGGAAUCGCCUCUUGGCUUGUAAGAACAUGGAGCUCAUCCAGACCCGUUCGUCAUCACGAGAACGCAGAAUCUCUGAUAAUGUGGACUCUGUGGAGAUGGACCCACAGGAACACUCUUUCACCCGAACUAUAGACGAGGAGGCUGAGCUGGAGGAGAGAGACAGAGAGAGAGAAAGAGAAGAGGGUCAUCAGGAGCAGGAAGAUGAUGAGGAGGAAAGAGAGCAUGAGGUCAUGACCGCAGGAAAAAUCUUUCAAUGUUUCCUAUCAGCACGGGAAGCAGCGCGAGGAAGGGACCGAGAUCAAACCGGAAGCAUGAGCGUACAGGAAGAGUCGUCUCAGCCCGGUCCGGAGCGCAGGAGCAGCACGACCCCUCAGGAGGGACAGGAUCUUUACACCACCGCAUGCAAUGCUGUCAUCCACCGCUGUGCCAUGCUCCUGCUGGCCGUCAGCACACCGCUCGCCCAGCACAUCAAUCAGCAACCCCUGACAGGUGGGGUCAACCAGGACGGAGGCGGGUUUAUGACGAGGAGUGAGAGCCUGUCGGCAGAGAGUCGGUCCAUCCAGAGCAGUCCCAGCUACAGACUCACAAAAUCCAGGAGUGAGUCUGAUCUCUCCCAGCCAGAGUCUGAUGAGGAGGGAUACUCACUGAAUGUGAGGAGGAAUGUGGAUCUGGAUUUAGCUUUCACUCCUAAAAAAAGAGGCUUUCUGUACAGUUCUCCAGACUCUUCUGCUGACUGGUUUGGAGGACGCUCGGCUCGCGAGUGUUUGUACAGCUCUCCACAGUCCUACGAGGAGUCAGACCUCGAUCUGAGCCAUUCAUUCAGGCUCCAUGCACUCAUCGAGAACAUAGUGAACUUCAUCAGUGGAGAUGUUGGGAAUGCUCCUGUGUUUAAGGAACCAGAAGAGAGUGUGUCCACCAGCCCACAGGCCAUUAUUAUAGCCAUGGAGCAGCAACAGAGUCGAGCAGAGUUGCGUCUGGAGGCCCUUCACCAGAUUGUGGUGUUGAUUUCUGGGAUGGAGGAGAAAAGCAGUCAGGCAGGAUCUGGAGGUGGAGCUGGACGCACAGGCUUCAGUUUUCACUCUGCCUCUCUGCUAACAUCAGUCAGACUGCAGUUCCUGUCGGGAUGUUUUGGCCUUGGUGCUGUCAGCUAUGGGGGGCCAAAAGGGGAGAGUGUCCAACUGCACCAUUACCAGGAUGGAGUCAGAGCAGCCAAGAAAAGUUUACAGAUGGACAUUCAGACAGCUGUUCAUAAGAUUUAUCAGCAGCUGUCAGUCACAUUAGAGAGAGCCCUGCAAGCAAACAAGCACCACAUAGAGGCCCAGCAGAGGCUGCUGUUGGUGACGGUCUUUGCUCUAAGUGUGCGAUACCAGCCUGUCGAUGUAUCAUUAGCCAUCUCCAGCGGUCUCUUGGAUGUUCUCUCUCAGCUUUGUGGAACGGAAACCCUGCUUGGACAGACACUGCAACUCCUGCACAAACCUGCAGGCUCUCAGCUCAGCACUGCCCUCAAAGUGGCCAGCACCAGACUGCUACAGAUACUAGCCAUCAGCACCGGGACAUAUGCAGACAGGUUGAGUCCUAAGGUGGUCCAGGCUCUGCUGGAUCUUCUGUGCAGUCAGCUGAAGACUCUGCUGGCUCAGGCUGCUGGAAGCACGCUCAGUGCAAGUACAGAACUGCAGGAGAAGACUGACGACUGCGCAGAUGCUCAGAAAAAAGAUUUUCGAGCAUUGUUACGUAAGAGACACACAGCAGAGCUGCACCUCGGAGACUUCUUGGUGUUUCUGCGGCGAGUCGUCUCUUCCAAAGCCAUUCAGUCCAAGAUGGCUUCUCCUAAAUGGACUGAAGUCCUUCUCAACAUUGCUGCUCAGAAAUGCUGUUCAGGCAUUCCGUUGGUUGGUAAUUUGAGGACACGGCUGUUAGCCCUGCAUGUUUUGGAAGCUGUGCUUCCUGCCUGUGAGAGCAGCAUGGAGGACCAUCAGAUGACCCAGGUGGUGGAGAGGUUGUUCUCACUGCUCUCGGAUUGUAUGUGGGAGGCACCUGUUGCUCAAGCCAAACACACCAUCCAGCUGAAAGAGAGAGAGCAGGAACUCAAACUACAGGGUGAAUCAGAGGAGGAAGAAGAAAAUUUGCCUAUCCAGGAAGUAACCUUUGACCCUGAGAAGGCACAGUGCUGUGUGGUGGAAAGCGGACAGGGAUUGACACAUGGCAGUGGAGGCAAAGGUUAUGGCCUGGCCUCCACUGGCAUUUCCUCUGGCUGUUAUCAGUGGAAGUUCUAUAUCGUGAAGGAGAAUCGUGGAAAUGAGGGAACGUGUGUAGGUGUGUCACGUUGGCCCGUGCAUGAUUUCAACCACCGCACAACAGCCGACAUGUGGCUCUACCGCGCAUACAGCGGCAACCUCUACCAUAAUGGAGAGCAGACCCUCACGCUGUCCAGCUACACACAAGGAGACUACAUCACCUGUGUGCUGGACAUGGAGGCCAGGACUGUGUCCUUUGGCAAGAACGGAGAGGAACCCAAACUGGCCUUUGAGGAUGUCGAUGCUACAGAGCUGUACCCUUGUGUCAUGUUCUACAGCAGUAACCCCGGGGAGAAGGUAAAAAUCUGUGACAUGCAGAUGAGGGGCACACCACGUGACCUGUUACCUGGUGACCCAAUCUGCAGCCCUGUGGCCACUGUCCUGGCGGAAGCCACCACCCAGCUGGUCCGUAUCUUACACCGUUCAGAGCGCUGGACCCAAACUAUCAACUGCAGCAUCCUCCAGCGCCUCCAGCAGAUCAGGGGCUGCCUGCGAGAAGGAGCUCCUCCAGCAGGGGCCACCAGACUGCGCAAGAGCCUCUCGGCACAGAGCAGAGAGGAGCAGGACGAGAAGGAGGAAGAGCGAGAGGAGGAGAGAGGAAGAAGCGGACGGCACGCGGCGGCCGAGCUGUCGGAGGCGCAUCUGCGGAUGCUGUGCCACCAGGUGUGGCCAGUGUUAGCUGUGAUAGGGGGAGUAGAUGGUGGGUUAAGGAUGGGGGGACGGUGUGUGCACAAGCAGACGGGGAGACACGCCACUCUGCUGGGCGUGGUGAAAGAGGGGAGCACAUCAGCUAAGGUGCAGUGGGAUGAGGCGGAGAUUACCAUCAGCUUCCCCACUUUUUGGUCGCCCAGUGACACACCGUUGUACAACUUGGAGCCAAUCGAGCCUCUUCCCUUCGAAGUUUCACGUUUCCGCGGACUCACUGCGGCUCUGCUGCUGGACCUCACCGCCCUCGCAAGCCUGCAGGACGACGGCUCCAAAUCUGCCUCCGGUCGGCGGCACGAGAGAAGACAUCGCCACGAACCCCAGGAAGAACGGGAGAAUGAGUCGCGCACCAAUCCGAAAGAGGGGAUGGGAGACCUGCGUGUAUCUCACAGCUUGGAUGAGGUUCGAGCUCGAGCUCCGCCCAACUCUCGCUCCGAGAGCGAGCUCGCUGCCUACACACAGGAUGCCACACAGCAGACUCCAGCGGAGAAACGGCGCAGGCUGCAGGAGAUCGUGGGGAUGCGCUCGCAGGAGGCGGCUGCGCAGAUGGAGGUGCAUGCGGUGCAGUUGUCGUAUCUGUAUCUGGGAGCGAUGAAGACCCUGAGCGUACUUCUGAGCUGCAGUAAAUACGCUGAGCUGCUGCUGAUCCCCAAAGUCACGCCUGACAGCGGUCAUAAUGCGGAUUGUGCCAGCCCUGGGGUGAGCGUGUGUCAGGAGGAGGCGGAGCUGCGAUCGGCUCUGCAAUUUCUGAUGCGACACAUGGUGAAGCGGGCGGUGAUGAGGUCGCCCAUUAAAAGGGCACUUGGGCUGGCAGACCUAGAGCGGGCGCAAGCUAUGAUCUACAAACUGGUGGUCAAUAGCCUACUUGAAGAACAGGAAGGCCGCAGUUCUAAACCAGUGGACACAGAAUGUGAGGAGUUAGAGGGAGACCAACGGUUUCAAACUCCGGUCACCACCUCCCCAUCAGCGUCCAGCAGCACCUCCUUCAUGAGCUCCUCGCUGGAGGACACCACCACAGCAACCACACCUGUUACCACAGCCACCACACCUGUUACAGACGCAGAGACGGCACCAGCUUCUGAAUCACCUGGAGUAAUGCCCCUCAGCCUGCUCAGGCAGAUGUUCUCCAGCUACCCAACAACCACCCUUCUGCCAGCACGUAGAGCUCAGACCCCUCCCGUCUCAUCGCUGCCCACCUCACCAUCAGACGAGCACGGCCGGAGACAGAGCCUCACGUCACCUGAGUCCCAGCCUGCCAGAACCAGCAGGACAGCAUUAUCAGACCCUAGCAGUCGUCUUUCCACAUCUCCACCUCCUCCUGCCAUCGCAGUUCCACUGUUGGAAAUGGGUUUCUCACUCAGACAGAUCAUGAAAGCUUUGGAAGCAACAGGUGCACGUGGUGAGGCAGAUGCUCAGAACAUCACUGUGCUUGCGAUGUGGAUGAUCGACCACCCAGGCACGGCAGACUCUGAUGAGGCUUCAGACCCCUGCUCCGGUGCGGCAGGAGGGGGUAAGAGCACAGAGAGGAGCUAUCUGCGCUCACCGGGUGACAUCCCCAAUGCUGAUGCUGCAGAGAUGGAGGAGGGAUUCAGUGAGAGUCCUGAAGGUCUUGAUCAAGAUUUGGGCUCUUCCUCUGCCGGCCCCACUCCCAGAGGACGCUCUGCAGCCAGCAGGAAACACCGCUUUGACCUGGCUGCACGCACAUUAUUAGCUCGUGCAGCUGGACUGUACCGCUCAGUGCAGGCACAUCGAACUCAAGCACGUCGAGAAGGUUCUGGACUGCAGCAGGAGCCUGGGCCGCUCGGGGCGCUGUAUGACUUCAAUCUGGAUGAAGAGUUGGAGCUCGAAUUGGAUCAGGAAGCCAUGGAGGCCAUGUUCACCCAGGAGCUUGCAUCAGAUUCCGACAUUCUGGGAAUGUGGAUCCCGGAGGUACUGGACUGGCCAACAUGGCAUGUGUGUGAGACGGAGGACCGUGAUGAGGUGGUGGUGUGUGAGCUGUGUGGGGUCAGCGUGUCCAGCUUCAACCAGCACAUGAAGAAGAGUCACCCGGGCUGUGGUCGCAGUGCCAAUCGCCAGGGUUACCGCAGCAAUGGCUCGUAUGUUGACGGCUGGUUUGGAGGGGAGUGUGGAAGUGGAAAUCCCUAUUAUUUGCUCUGUGGCAGCUGCAGAGAGAAAUACCUUAACAUGAAGAGCAAGAUCAAAGGACCACUGCCUGAGAGGUAUAAAGGUCAAGCACCAGACCUGUUGGGAAAGCAAGACAGCGUGUAUGAAGAAGACUGGGACAUGUUAGAUGUAGAUGAUGCAGAGCGCCUGACGGGUGAGGAGGAGUUUGAGUUGCUCUCUGCUCCGAUGGGUCUCAGUGAACGCAGACCCGUCCCCGAGGCUGUCCAUUUUCCAGACACCGACCCUCUUGGAGCCUCUGUUGCCAUGGUCACUGCCACCAACAGUAUGGAGGAGACACUCUUGCAGAUAGGUUGCCAGAGCUCAGUGGAUAAGAGCUCAUCAGGUCGCUUAUCUUUGGGGGAGCAGGCGGCAGGUCUGCAGACGUCUGCUGAUUGCCUGGUGGCUCUGAAAAGAGUCACUGCAGCUGCACAAGUCCUGUUAGCCAGAACAAUGGUCAUGAGAGCGCUGUCCCUCCUGUCUGUUAGUGGCUCUAGUUGCAGUCUAGCAGCAGGAUUGGAGUCUCUGGGCUUGACAGACAUUAGGACUCUGGUGCGUCUGAUGUGUUUGGCUGCAGCAGGUAGAGCUGGACUUUCCACAGGCCUUACAUUAGGCCCUGGAUCCACUGAGCGCCCGCGAGGGGCUAGCAAGCCAACCAAACCUAUUUCUUGUUUGGCGUACCUCAGUACCGCAGUUGGCUGUCUGGCAUCGAACAGCCCCAGCGCUGCCAAACUCCUGGUCCAGCUGUGCACUCAGACAUGUGUCUUUAAUAAAGGAGAUGACACUUCGGACGAGUGCAUGGGUAAUCUGGGGUCUCCAGGCGAUCCAGACUUGGCUCCAGUGGCUUGGAGUGUCAGUGGGAAGUACUUGGCUGCUGCCAUGGACAAAAUAGUGAACAUUUGGCAAGUCAAUGGUGGGAAGGCCUUACUGGACCUGCAGCCUCAUUGGGUGUCAUCUUUAGCUUGGUCAGAAGAGGAGGCAGGGUCACUGUGGGGCGGGGAGCCUCGAGAACUCCUGUUGGUGGGUCGCAUGGAUGGGACACUGGGACUUCUCGAGGUCCUUGAUGAUUCUGAUAUGCAGAGAACUGAACUCCAACACUGCUUCAGGAAAGACGUGGCUGUGAUGCAGAUCGCAUGGUACAGUGAGGAUCGUCCCUUUGCAGUUGGAUAUGCUGAUGGGAGGCUUCUGAUUGGCUCUAAGGAGCCUUCAGAGAAUGGAUCUGUGGUGGUUAUUGAUGCCCACAAGGAAAGCAUCAGUUCAUUGCGCUGGGCUCCUGGUGGGCAAGUGUUGCUAAGCUGUGCUAAAGAGGAGAUUGUGCGUUUAUGGGCGGGGUCGGGGACAGGUUUGGGUCAAAGCUGGACAUGUCUGCAAAGCAUCACCCAUCCUGCUGUUGUUAAUGCUGUUGUCUGGUGCAGCCUGGCCGGUCAGGGACCUAAACCUCUCAACAUGUUUGCCACAUGUUGUCAGAGCGGUCUGGUAUCUGUGUGGACUGUACCGCAGGACCCCUCAUCAUACUCACAGUCCAGCUCUGCCUGCCCUGAUGCCUGGUGGGAAUCAGAAUCCAAAUCCAAACUGAUGCUGGAGCCCCAGCGGUGUGAAGGAGCAGUGUGUGUGUUCCAGCUGCAGGGUCAUUUGACUCCUGUGCGGACAGUAGCGUUCAGUCCAGAUGGGCUUGCUCUUGUGUCUGGAGGGGUUGGCGGACUUUUGAACAUCUGGUCAUUGCGGGAUGGAUCAGUGCUGCAGACGGUAGUUGCUGGAUCCGGAGCGAUUCACAGCACAGUUUGGAUCCCUGACGUAGGUGUAGCUGUUUGCUCCAAUCGCUCAAAGGAUGUGCUGGUUGUUAAUAGCUCAGCAGAGUCCAUGGCAAACAAUCACGUGUUAGCAACUUGCCGCACGGCGCUAAAAAAGCAGGGCGUUGUUGGACUGAACAUGGCUCCAUGCAUGAGAGCCUUCUUGGAGAGACUUCCCAUCAUGCUUCAGGAGCAGUAUGCGUAUGAGAAGCCUCAUGUGGUGUGUGGAGAGCAGCUCGUCCACAGUCCUUACAUGCAGUGUCUGGCGUCUCUGGCGGUGGGUCUGCAGCUGGAUGCUCUGCUGUGUCACCCUCCUGUCCCACCUCACCUGGCCCACUGCCCACCUGAGCCUGGCUCUUCCUCCACCCCCUCAUCUGGAUCCUGGGCCAACAGUGAGUGGGCGUGGCUUCACUGCUUCUCCACCACCGUCAAAACAGCUGAAGCCCUCGCACGCAGACACACCUUCCCCGAGUCCUUCAUCGUCCCGGACCUGGAGCCUGUGGCCAAAGAUAAACUGGCACUGCUUAUGGACAACAGCAAGUGGGUGUCUGGGAUGGAUGAGCAGAUCAUGUCAUGGGCCACUUCCAGACCAGAGGACUGGCACCUUGGAGGGAAGUGUGAUGUGUUUUUAUGGGGCGCUGGCAGGCAUGGGCAGCUCGCCGAGGCCGGGCGAAACAUUCUGGUGCCAUCUCUUGCUCCCUCUUUUUCUCAGGCCCAACAGGUUGUUUGUGGGCAGAACUGCACAUUUGUGAUCCAGGCUAACGGAACAGUGUCUGCAUGUGGAGAGGGCAGUUACGGCCGCCUCGGACAAGGAAAUUCAGAUGAUCUGCACAUCCUCACUGUUAUAUCUGCUCUGCAAGGCUUUGUGGUGACCCAGCUAGUAACGUCCUGUGGGUCUGAUGGCCAUUCGAUGGCUCUAACUGAGAGCGGUGAGGUGUUCAGCUGGGGAGAUGGAGAUUACGGAAAACUGGGCCACGGUAACAGUGACAGACAGCGCAGGCCGCGGCAGAUAGAGGCGCUGCAGGGAGAAGAAGUGGUGCAGAUGUCAUGUGGAUUUAAACACUCAGCGGUGGUGACUGCAGACGGAAAGCUCUUCUCCUUUGGUAAUGGAGAUUAUGGCAGACUGGGACUUGGAAACACCUCUAACAAAAAAUUACCUGAGAGAGUCAGUGCACUAGAGGGCCACCAGGUUGGCCAGGUUGCAUGUGGGCUGAAUCACACUUUGGCAGUAUCAGCUGAUGGAAUGACCGUCUGGGCGUUUGGAGAUGGAGACUAUGGCAAACUGGGACUGGGAAACGCUACAGCCAAAUCCUCCCCACAGAAAGUGGAUGUUUUGUGUGGAAUUGGAAUAAAGAAGGUGGCAUGUGGUACCCAGUUCUCUGUUGCUCUAACCAAAGAUGGAAACAUGUACACGUUUGGGCAGGAUCGCUUAAUCGGUCUGCCGGAGGGUCGAGCACGAAAUCAUAACCGGCCUCAGCAGGUCCCUGCUUUAAUGGCCGUGUUUAUCGAGGAUGUGGCUGUAGGGGCCGAACACACGCUUGCUCUCUCAUCAACUGGAGAUGUUUAUGUCUGGGGGAGCAACUCAGAGGGACAGCUGGGCUUGGGCCACACAAACCAUGUCAGAGAGCCAACCUUCAUCAGUGCUUUACAAGGCAAAAACAUCCAGCAGAUAUCUGCAGGUCGCUGCCACAGCGCAGCAUGGUCUGCACUGCCUGUGCCGCCACGUGCUCCAGGUUCAUCAGUGCCUCUGCAGCUGGGCUUGCCCGUGUGUGUGCCUCCUCAGUACAGUGCCCUAAGAGAGGUCAGUAUGGAGGCUCUGAGAGCCCGACUGCGCCUGCUCUACCACUUCUCUGACCUCAUGUACUCCUCCUGGAGACUGCUGAACCUCAGCCCCAACAACCAGAGCUGCACGUCACGCUAUAAUGCAGGUACAUGGGGUAUAGUCCAAGGUCAGCUGAGGCCCUUGCUGGCCCCUAGAGUUUACACACUGCCCAUGGUGCGCGCUAUCGGGAAAACCAUGGUGCAAGGGAAGAACUACGGCCCACAGAUCACAGUCAAAAGAAUCUCUACACGAGGAAGGAAGUGUAAGCCCAUAUUUGUGCAGAUCGCCAGGCAGGUUGUGAAACUAAAUGCAUCUGAUCUGAGGCUGCCGUCACGAGCCUGGAAAGUCAAACUGGUGGGAGAGGGGGCAGAUGAUGCCGGAGGGGUGUUUGAUGACACAAUCACAGAGAUGUGCCAGGAGCUGGAGACAGGAGUGGUGGAUCUUCUCAUCCCUUCUCCCAACGCCGCAGCAGAGGUGGGCUACAACCGAGACAGGUUCUUGCUGAACCCCUCAGCCUGUCUGGAAGAGCACCUGCUGCAGUUCAAAUUCUUGGGUAUUCUGAUGGGAGUGGCCAUCCGCACUAAGAAGCCUCUAGACCUGCAUCUCGCUCCAAUGGUGUGGAAGCAGCUGUGCUGUAUUCCUCUCACCCUUGAAGAUCUGGAGGAGGUGGACCUGCUUUAUGUACAGACUCUCAACAGCAUCUUACAUCUGGAGGACAGCGGCAUUACAGAGCAGAAUUUCCAUGAGAUGAUUCCACUGGACUCAUUUGUUGGCCAAAGUGCUGAUGGGAAAAUGGUUCCCAUCAUCCCCGGAGGAAACAGCAUACCGCUGACCUUUUCCAAUAGGAAGGAGUAUGUAGAGCGUGCCAUUGAGUAUCGCCUGCAUGAAAUGGAUCGCCAGGUGGCGGCGGUGCGUGAGGGCAUGUCCUGGAUCGUGCCUGUUCCCUUGCUCUCCUUACUAACAGCGCGGCAGCUGGAGCAGAUGGUCUGUGGGCUGCCGGAGAUCAGCGUGGAGGUUCUGAAGAAGGUGGUCCGCUACAGGGAGGUGGACGAACAGCAACAGCUGGUGCAGUGGUUCUGGCAGACGCUGGAGGAGUUCUCCAAUGAGGAGAGAGUCCUCUUCAUGCGCUUCGUCUCGGGACGCUCCCGUCUGCCAGCUAACACUGCUGACAUAUCCCAAAGGUUCCAGAUCAUGAAGGUGGACCGGCCAUACGAUAGUCUUCCCACCUCUCAGACGUGCUUCUUCCAGCUCCGCCUCCCACCUUACUCUAGCCAGUCGGUCAUGGCGGAGCGGCUGCGUUAUGCUAUUAAUAACUGCCGUUCUAUCGACAUGGACAACUACAUGCUCUCCCGCAAUGUGGACAACGCAGAGGGGUCGGACACAGAUUACUGACCCCCCUGCAUGCACACGUAAACACAGUCUGUGUAGGACUAUUCGGUGCAGGCUUUUAUGAUUUUUCUGAUUACCGAUGUUUUCACAUAUACAUCUUAAACACAUAAUGAAGUGUUUUUCUUUCUCUUUUGGUUUCUUAGCAAUUAAGCUGAACUUGGGUGGGCCGCACAAUCUGUUUACACACUCGCACAUGUGUUGAUGUAUAUUCCUUCUCUUUACUUUGAAGCGCAGUCUUUCUCCACUAUUCAUUCUUUUUUGGCUCUACCUUUUUUUCAGGAUAUUCUGCAUGAAAGUGUUUUAUUUUUAAAAAAAAUGUAUAGAAUGACAAAAAAAGAAAAAAAAUUGUACAUUGUGUAUAAUGCUUCAUUAGGAGAUUGUUUUACAUGAGUAUCUGUAUUUAUUUGAAUUUUUUGAACCGCCUACACCAGGUUUCUUAUGUCAGAUGCAAUAAAUGUUUGAAUCUGAAA
Molecule: messenger RNA, 14731 nt
Organism: Sinocyclocheilus rhinocerous
Lineage: Eukaryota; Metazoa; Chordata; Actinopteri; Cypriniformes; Cyprinidae
Product: probable E3 ubiquitin-protein ligase HERC1
Exons: 76
Coding region: 222-14264 (4680 amino acids)
Molecular function (GO): protein binding; ubiquitin-protein transferase activity
Source: RefSeq, a predicted model, not a curated record